Neltuma alba is the source of this 1309-nucleotide messenger RNA. Its product is annotated as midasin. The transcript has 8 exons. Gene Ontology annotation, biological process: ribosomal large subunit assembly; ribosomal large subunit export from nucleus. The record is from RefSeq and is a predicted model, not a curated record. Lineage: Eukaryota; Viridiplantae; Streptophyta; Magnoliopsida; Fabales; Fabaceae. The annotation marks the transcript as partial. Gene Ontology annotation, cellular component: nucleus; preribosome, large subunit precursor. Gene Ontology annotation, molecular function: ATP binding; ATP hydrolysis activity.
AUGACUCCCCGAGAUUUAUUUCGCUGGGCUGAUCGUUACAAAAGAUUUGGAAAAUCCUAUGAAGAUUUGGCCAAAGAUGGUUAUUAUCUUUUGGCUGAAAGAUUACGGGAUGAGAGUGAAAGGUCCAUUGUUCAAGAAAUUCUAGAGAAACAUCUGCGGGUUAAACUAAACAGAAACAUUAUCUAUGAUCAGAUGAUAUGUGAGGGGAAGCACUCUUUCAAACUCUCUGUUGAUUCUGGAUGUUCAAAGAGUCUUGAACGUUUUAACUUGACCAAGAGCAUGCAGAGGUUGUACUUCCUUGUUGAACGCUGCUACCAAUUGCGUGAGCCUGUGCUGCUUGUUGGGGAAACUGGUGGAGGAAAGACUACUGUCUGUCAGCUUCUAAGUGCUUGUUUGCAGAUGAAGUUACAUAUCUUGAAUUGUCAUCAGUAUACCGAAACAUCUGAUUUUAUUGGGGGGUUCCGGCCUGUCCGAGAAAGAUCUAGACUGAUAUCCAAGUAUGAAGAAAUAGUGGAACACUUGAAGAAGUUAAAGGCUUAUACCUGUUUUCCUCAAGGCCUUUGUGUUUCCUCUGACAUAGAUCAUGCUUCUUCGACCCUUGGUUUGCUGAAUGGUGUAAUAAGGAAAUAUAGAGAAGGUCAAGUUUGUUGUCCUGAUGUCACCAUGGAUGAUCUUUAUGCUUUUGAGCAGUUGAGGUUGGACCUAGAUGAGCUUCAUCAUGAGUGGCAGAGUAUAUUUGUAUGGCAGGAUGGGCCCCUUGUGAAAGCAAUGAGAGAUGGUGAUCUCUUUCUUGUGGAUGAGAUAUCUCUGGCUGACGACAGUGUGCUUGAGAGAUUGAAUAGUGUAUUAGAGCCCGAAAGGAAACUGUCUUUGGCUGAGAAAGGGGGGCAUGAUCUGGAGGAGGUUUGUGCUCACCCAAAAUUUUUUGUUCUUGCGACCAUGAACCCUAGUGGUGAUUAUGGUAAGAAGGAGUUAUCUCCAGCAUUGCGCAAUCGCUUCACUGAAAUAUGGGUUUCCCCUGUUAGUGAUUUAGAUGAACUUCGAGAGAUUGCUUUGACAAGAAUUUCAAAGUUUGAAGAUGCAAGCGACUCAUGUCCUUCUGAUCGGGAUAAACUCUCAAGCGGUGAUAUUGUUGAUGUUAUGAUAUGUUUUUGGGAGUGGCUCAACCAAUUGCGUCCUGAUAGAAUGCUUACUGUGAGAGAUCUCAUUUCUUGGAUUGCUUUUUUCAAUGUGACGGAAAGAAGUCUGGGACCUGAAUAUGCAGUUCUUCAUGGAGUAUUCCUUGUGCUGCUUGAUGGAUUGAGUUUAG